GCAGGCAGCGAGGGGGGAUUAAUGCACCGGGUUCCAGUUUAUUCACCAGGGAACUUCCUGUUGUUUACCAAAGCUCAAAGGAAGCCGUGCUCUGAUCUUGUACAAUGGUGUGACUUAUUCCUCCAAUUAUCCGGGCCAGUGGCUAUAAGUGGACACACGGUGUGUCUUGUUAUCUUGUGGCGCCACUGAACGACAUUUCAUGACAACAUGUACUCGGUUCAGGGUGGCAAGUAAGUCAGCACAAUGGAGAAUCACCAGAAGAGGACUGUAACUUUCCUUACCAUUGGAUUGAUAUUCAUGCUGAGCGGGAUAGAGUACGCCGUCAUUCUACCCACAAUAUGGAGGUAUCUGCAGAUUCUGGAGGCUCCACCUUACUUCCUGGGUUUGGGCCUGUCUGCCUUCAGCCUGAGUGCGCUGCUCACGGGUCCUCUUUUUGGAGUCUGGUCGGAUCGAAGUAAAGCUACCAAAUCCAUCAUCCUGUUCUCCAACCUCUUUGAAAUCGCUGGUAACUUCAUGUAUUUUAUUGGCUAUUCAAAGUGGCUGUUAUUAUGCAGUCGGCUUGUAGCAGGUGUGGGUGCAGGAGCAGGCUCCUCCAUCUUUGGCUUCCUAACCCGGAGCACUCUGCCACAGGAGCGCGCCGGUAUCUUCGCCGCCAUCAUGGCCUGUCGUCAGGCCGGCCUUCUCAUCGGGCCGGCGUUCAACUUGUUCCUGCGGCUGUGUGAUUUCAAACUGGGGCCCUUUGUUGUGAACAAGUACACGUCUCCUGGGAUCUUCAUGUGUCUGCUGUGGACGCUGCUUCAGUUCGUCGUCCUGGCUGGGUACUGGGACGUACCGCCCAUAAGCUCGCAGGGGGGAGUCGUCGUGUUGGAGAUGAAACAAGAGGAGGAAGAGGAGGCGCCCCUGAUGGGUUCAGACGAGGAGGAGACGCGUACCUACAGAGCCGUCGACUCCGACCAAUCGGAGACUUCGUCCACGUCGCAGAGAGCCCACGAAACCUCAAACCCCUUUAAAAACUUCAGCGUCAGCAACGAGUUCCUGAGAGAAGAAGUGGUUGUUCUCCUUACGGCUCAGUUCAUCACUCUAUUCAACCAGACAGCGCUGGAGACCAUGGUGACCCCUCUGACGCAGCGCUACUUCAGCUUCGGCGAGCUGGGCAACAGCCUGAUGUACAGCCUGUGUGGGGUGGAGGUCAUCGUGGGCUUCUUCUUCGUGCGCUGGCUGAGCAGCAAGGUUGCGGACCGCGUGGUGCUGGCCGUGGGCCUGGUCAUCUGCUGCACCGCCUGUAUCUGGUGCCUCGUUUUCCUCUGCAAGCCCCGAGGUGGAUUUGAGUGGCAGCUUUCAGCCUUCAUAGUGGGAGUUUUCCUGCAGCUGCUGGGGCUUCCAUUCGUGGCUGUGUCUCAGGUGUCGCUCUUCUCCAAAGUCACUGCUGAGAAAACUCAAGGGUUCAGCCAAGGGGUCCGGCGCUCCGUCGGAGGCCUGGCUACCAUCUUGGGUCCUUUGUGGGCCGGAGGAUUGACCAAUAACUUGUACAUAAUGCUGGGCAUGAUGCUGGCUCUGCUCGUCAUGAUCACAGUUAUGACAGUCCUGUCCUACGAGCGGCUGGCCGAGCCGAGGGUGGUGCAGUGUGCCCAGAGCGCUGACAGCGGAGAGUAGAGGGGAGAGGAGCGGGCCGAGACGGACCGGGGGGAGGAGGGGGACGCCCUUCACUUCAGAGAGAAUAAAUCCAAGUUUCCUGAAGAGGAAAGCGUAUGAGCGCGGAAUAAAGAUUAUCAAAAAGCUUUGCACACCGUCUCCACCAUCAUCAGCCUGCAUUAGGGAUGAACCGCAUUAUUCAUAUUACUACCAGAUAAUUAAUUACAUUUUACACAAGGGGGCACCAUUGCUCUCACGUUGAGUACUUACAGGCAUAAUUGUAGAUGAAAGCUAUUAUUUUUAAGGAGAACUAUUUAUACUCCCAUGUAUAAGUAGGAAAAAAAAGCUGUUUUUUUUUUUGUCUUUUCCUUUCCUGUGCGACCCGUGUAUCAGAAAUGUGGUUUAUUCUUCCCCCUGUGAAGAGGAAAGCUCUCUCUGAAAAUGAAACGGCUGACACAAUGAGUGCAGAAAGUGGAGUUGUCAACAUCUUAGCAGCUUCGUGUCAAGAAACCUGACAGGAGAAGAGGGUCAAAGACAGUGAUUCUUCACAGAUUUAUUGGUACCUUUCUUUUUUUUUUCUGAAAAGAGGAAAAAAGUGACACACAUAUACACACACACGCACACACACACAGACUUGGAUGUAAUUACACCAUGUUGUUAUCUGGAUUCCUUCCUGUUCGGCUUGCACAAAUGACACACUCAUGGAGUUAAGAAAAAAACAAUACAAUAAAAUAUACUUGCUAAAUUGCCAAUUCUAUCCUUUUAACUAAAAGGAACAAAUUAAAUUUUAAUAACAUACAUUCAUAAUUUACAAUUUGACAAGGUGUGAGUAGUGUACAGUCAGCUGUUCUUGCCUGUGUUCUCCUCUAGGAUGUGCUGCGUGCUACACAUCGGCAGACGAGGGAGGAAUGCUGUAAGCAACAUCAAGGCAUUGUCGAUUCUCUUUGUAGAAACGAGUGUUGGUUCGGCCAGCCUCUGUGUUUUUGCAUAAUUGCAGAUAAGGCUCAGUAACCUUUCCAGUUUUCCUCGCUCAGCAUGUGAUAUUUGCCUUCUUUUUUUUUUUCUUUUUGCCCGAAAUGGAAAUUCUAAUCUCUGGGACUCAAGGACAUAAUAUAUAUAAGUACUUUUAUGCCCUGAUCAGCGUAUUGAGGUGCUUGACAUUUUAAGGGAGAUAACAGAGUGCACAGAUUCGGGUCAGGCUAGAAUUUGACUCACUUUGAACAGUAGCUCUGUCUUCCAGGACGCGUCUCUCCUUUCCACUAACGAAAACAGUUUACGGUGAACCUGCAUUUUAAUCUGCGAGGAUUUAUUUUUCAUUUGGGUAUUUAUGGAUAUAUAAAAAAAAAGCACAGCUAGAUAGCAUUUAGAGAAAAAUACACAAAACUGCUUUACUCACUGUGCUCUGACAGGAGCUUAAGGUGCUUAACAAACCUGCUGAGUAACUCCCAUCACUGCUGUCUUUUUAUUUGCUGUUUUACCAUCGUUUUGUGAGAAUUAAAAAGGCGGCGUGCGGUGUGUUCCAUGUUAAACGAAGAUAAACGAAGAAGUCAGAGGGCCUUCGUGGCUUCACGUGAACCGAACCAGCCAGCUCAGCAGCCGCGGCGGUGAAAAUAUUUUAAAGAUACACAGAACAACCAUUUGAUGUAGGGGCAACCAAUUAUUUCUGUUAGCCAAGGACAGGCGUGCGUCGCUAUGGAGAUGGGACUUUGCAAAGGGUGGGGGUAGUGGGGAAUCAGUCGGCGAAGCCAGGCAGAGUGGACGCAGUGGAUGUUUUGGUGGAGCAGAGUGUGGAACCUGUUACUGCCACUGCGAUGAAGCAGAUACGGAGCAGUAAUUACAGUUUCCUCCUCUGUUGGAAGGAACGUUUCUUCUUUCAGUUCAACAUUCCAUUAGCAAGACGAUAAAUAAAAGGCUCUGUACACUGUACCGGGUUUUCAACCUUUUUUUUUAUAAAUGAUGACAAUGUUCUGAUGAAUGAAGGUCUGCACGCUGGAAAGAAUAGGUCAGAUAAUUACAAAAAGAGGAAGCUUGGAUUGUCUCAAAUAGUUUCUGUAAAGAAGUUAUGAAUCAUUACUAUCUUACCUUCAGUAGAUAAGGGUUUUAUAUACAGUUUGGAUUAAAGAAAAGAAAAUGCGCAGCCUCGGAGAGCCGGUGAUUUGUCAGAGCCACAAAUUUCUUCCAUCUGAAAAAAGUUGAAACAGAUUUGCAAACACUAUAUUACUGUAGUCUACACAGGCCUGCAGCUCACCACACAGCACGUAACCUACUGCAAAAUUGAACAGAUUAAGUGUUUCUAGUGAGAUA
Poecilia latipinna (sailfin molly) is the source of this 3936-nucleotide messenger RNA. RefSeq names its product major facilitator superfamily domain containing 8-like 2 (gene mfsd8l2). Gene Ontology annotation, biological process: transmembrane transport. The record is from RefSeq and is a predicted model, not a curated record. The transcript has 12 exons. NCBI's taxonomy places the organism in Eukaryota, Metazoa, Chordata, Actinopteri, Cyprinodontiformes, Poeciliidae. The coding region runs from base 244 to 1653 and encodes 469 amino acids. Gene Ontology annotation, molecular function: transmembrane transporter activity.